Diaporthe citri is the source of this 750-nucleotide messenger RNA. RefSeq lists its product as uncharacterized. Gene Ontology annotation, biological process: maturation of LSU-rRNA from tricistronic rRNA transcript (SSU-rRNA, 5.8S rRNA, LSU-rRNA). The coding region runs from base 1 to 750 and encodes 249 amino acids. Gene Ontology annotation, cellular component: cytosolic large ribosomal subunit. The record is from RefSeq and is a predicted model, not a curated record. NCBI's taxonomy places the organism in Eukaryota, Fungi, Ascomycota, Sordariomycetes, Diaporthales, Diaporthaceae. The transcript is spliced from 4 exons. Gene Ontology annotation, molecular function: structural constituent of ribosome; RNA binding.
AUGCCUGCGACUUCCGUCCCCACCAACGACCAGAUCCUGGUCCCCGAGACCCUCCUGAAGAAGCGCAAGUCGCAGGAGAAGGCUCGUGCUGAGAAGUCGGCCGAGAUCGAGAAGAAGAAGAAGGCCAACAAGGAGAAGCGCGGCGUCAUCUUCAAGCGUGCUGAGAAGUACGUCCAGGAGUACCGCGAUGCGGAGCGUGAGAAGAUCCGCCUGGCUCGUGUUGCCAAGCAGAGCGGCGAGUUCUACGUCCCCGCUGAGGCCAAGUUGAUCUUCAUUGUCCGUAUCAAGGGUAUCAACAAGAUCGCCCCCAAGCCCCGCAAGAUCCUCCAGCUGCUCCGUCUGCUGCAGAUCAACAACGGUGUCUUCGUCCGUGUCACCAAGGCCAUCACUGAGAUGAUCAAGGUCAUCGAGCCCUGGGUCGCCUACGGUUACCCCAACCUGAAGAGCGUCAAGGAGCUCAUCUACAAGCGUGGAUACGGAAAGGUCAACAAGCAGCGUGUCGCCCUUACCGACAACUCCAUCAUCGAGGAGAACCUCGGCAAGUACGGUAUCAUCUGUAUCGAGGAUCUGAUCCACGAGAUCUACACCGUCGGCCCCAACUUCAAGCAGGCCGCCAACUUCCUGUGGCCCUUCAAGCUCUCCAACCCCAACGGUGGUUUCCGCCCCCGCAAGUUCAAGCACUUCAUCGAGGGUGGUGACCUGGGCAACCGUGAGGAGAACAUCAACGCCCUCAUCCGCCAGAUGAACUAA